Molecule: messenger RNA, 1695 nt
Organism: Sorex araneus (European shrew)
Lineage: Eukaryota; Metazoa; Chordata; Mammalia; Eulipotyphla; Soricidae
Gene: UNG
Product: uracil DNA glycosylase
Exons: 6
Coding region: 45-941 (298 amino acids)
Biological process (GO): base-excision repair; base-excision repair, AP site formation via deaminated base removal
Cellular component (GO): mitochondrion; nucleus
Molecular function (GO): uracil DNA N-glycosylase activity
Source: RefSeq, a predicted model, not a curated record
GCGGGCGGCGCGGCCGAGCUCGGGACUGGGGCUGCGGCCGGGCCAUGGGCGUCCUGAGCCCCUGGCGCCUGGCGGGUGGGGGGCGGGUGCUGCAGCUGCUGAGCCGCCCGGGCGCCCCCCGCCGCCCGCAGGAGCCGCAGGACCCGCCCGCCAAGAGGGCCCGCGAGGAGCCGGGCGGCCCGGCCGCCGCGCCGCUGAGCCCCGAGCAGCUGGUGCGCAUCCAGAGGAACAAGGCGGCCGCCCUGCUCAGGCUCGCCGCCCGCAACGUGCCGCCGGGCCUGGGCGAGAGCUGGAAGCAGCGGCUGGGCGCCGAGUUCGGGAAGCCCUACUUCAUCAAGCUCAUGGGAUUUGUGGCCGAGGAAAGAAAGCAUUACACGGUAUACCCACCGCCGCACCAAGUCUUCACCUGGACCCAGAUGUGUGACAUAAGAGAUGUGAAGGUUGUCAUCCUGGGACAGGAUCCUUAUCACGGACCCAAUCAGGCGCACGGGCUCUGCUUCAGCGUUCAAAGGCCUGUUCCUCCUCCGCCCAGCCUGGAAAACAUUUAUAAGGAGCUGUCUACAGACAUAGAUGGUUUCGUGCAUCCUGGUCACGGAGAUUUGUCGGGGUGGGCUAAGCAAGGUGUCCUCCUGCUCAACGCCGUGCUCACCGUCCGCGCCCACCAGGCCAAUUCCCACAAGGAGCGCGGGUGGGAGCAGUUCACCGACGCCGUCGUGUCCUGGCUGAAUGAGAACUCCAGCGGCCUCGUCUUCUUGCUCUGGGGCUCCUACGCCCAGAAGAAGGGCAGUGCCAUCGAUAGGAAGCGGCACCACGUGCUGCAGACGGCUCACCCCUCCCCGCUGUCCGUGUACCGGGGUUUCUUCGGGUGUAGACAUUUCUCGAAAGCCAACGAGCUGCUGCGGAAGUCCGGCAAGGAGCCCAUCGACUGGAAGGCGCUGUGACCACGCAGGGGCCGUGGGGGCAUCGCCGUGGGGGUUUUAUCGAAGCUACUGUUCAAAUGUCUGCCUCGUAGGAAGUUGGGUUGAAGGAAGAGGUCGGGGGGGAGGGAAAUGGUUCCCCUCUAGCCCUCGGCUGAUGGGAAGAAGUUUCCGGAAAGCAACCUUGAACCCGGCUGCACAGGCCUUGCACUGUUUCACCGGCCAGAGAAAGACGACGAGACUUUUUCUUGCCCCACUUCUGUCCGCACUGGGGCUGGGCACGAGAUGGCACGGUCUCCACCUGCCGCCCGAGGGCAGAGGGCAGAGUUGGUGCUCGGAGCCGGGCACCUGGGCCUAGCCCCAUGUUAGGGGAGCCUGAGGCCCGCCCUGUGGUGGGUGAUAGGCCACCGUGUGCCUUGCCGGGAGGGCGGCUUGCUCCCUCCCGGGGAAAAGGGCCUUCUAGGUCUACGAGGCUGGGAUUUUUAAGGCAGCGUAAACUGCCACUGUAUUUUUGGUUUUUGUUUUAUUUUAUGGACUGAAGUUACUUUGGGAUUUUUAUUUUUUUAUUUUUAUUUUUUGGUGGUGGGUUUUGGGAUUUUUGGGUUUCUUUUUUCCCUGGAGAAUUUUGCUUUUGUUAAACCAAGGCAGAUGUACUUAGCUGUGUUUUCAGUCCCUGGGGAGAAUCUUUUGAGUCUGUGUCCCGGCCUCCGUCCCAGAGACGCUUCUGGGUUCCCUGAUGGCUGGCCACAGGACUUGGUAAUAAAGAUUGUUUACAAUG